This is a messenger RNA of Colossoma macropomum (tambaqui), 888 nucleotides long. Its product is annotated as membrane-anchored junction protein. NCBI's taxonomy places the organism in Eukaryota, Metazoa, Chordata, Actinopteri, Characiformes, Serrasalmidae. Gene Ontology annotation, molecular function: DNA binding. The record is from RefSeq and is a predicted model, not a curated record. The transcript is spliced from 10 exons. Gene Ontology annotation, biological process: meiotic attachment of telomere to nuclear envelope; homologous chromosome pairing at meiosis. The coding region runs from base 36 to 752 and encodes 238 amino acids. Gene Ontology annotation, cellular component: nuclear inner membrane.
GGCGGUGAUUGCAGGUCAUUGCCUUGAGGUGAAGUAUGCCAGUUCAGGCUUUUUCAUUCCCUGUGCCUGAAACCAGGUUCUUUCAGGUUGGCCAGCGGAUUUACAAGUUUAAGAUAAGGAGUGGAAGCAAAAUCAGUUGUGAAGAAGAGAUGUUGGAUAGUGAGUUUGUCAGUGAAGAGCUGGAGAAUGCUGUACGAGCUGUGCUUAUGAACCUGGACAAUCUUCAGCCAUUUUCCACCCAGCAUUUCAACAUCUUCCCUUAUAAGAAUAGGUGGGAGCGCGUGUCGGAGUUGAGGUUCAAGAAGGGAGACAUGAAGCUUUUGGCUUACCCUUUCCUCAUCACACUUUAUGUGGAGACAAAUGAGCCAGUCCCUCAGCACACAGUGAAUCACACAAAUGUAUGGGUCCCUCCAGAUAGAGAGUCUAUACUGGACAGUCCACCAAGUGAACCCAAGCACAGGACAACAGAACAGUCACAAGAGGGUGCUCUGAGCCAGGCCAACUAUCACAACAUGGCAGAAGCACACCAUCCUGUGUAUUUCCAAGAGUCCCCUUACCUGGCUGAUGGUGCAGAAGGGAUGGUUUGUGGCAAUGAGUUACAUGCUGAUUCAGAGGUGCCUUCCCAGCCUGUUCCAAGUGCCAAGAACCCAGCAAUUGAGGAUGAGUCACUGGAGCAGGAAGGUCCUGAGAUGUCUGACUCUAAACCUACAGUAAGAGAGAAGCCCGGGCUGCUCAGCAGAUUUGUCAGGUGAGAAACUUGCAGGCCUUCAAGCUUUUAUCUCACUGUCCUCACUGUUUACACUUGCAGUGGCAUGAUACAAAUGGUUUAACAAAUAGCGCAAUCCACUGCAGUACUGUAUUGAGCAAAAUUACCUUUUUAAAGUGUUG